CACAGAGUUACCGCGUGUCUAUGACGCCGCCUGUCGGUGUGCCGAAGCAGUGGGACGUUUUCGCCGAAGGAUGACAGGCUACAGGAGUUGAGCCGCGCUGUGAUUGGUUACUCCGACACUUGGGCGUGACGUGCGGCACUGACUGCACAAUGACAAUAAGCUCAGACCGAGACCAUGCUCAACAUCAUCGGCCACGGAUGGCCUGCCUCAAAAAGGUGGAGGCCAUAGUGGUUGAGAUGCAGCACCCGACAAAUGGAGUUAAAAGAUCAGAACAGAAGCUAAAUAUUACAACAAUUCCUCAUGUCAUGGCCGGUCAGGACAUCAUUGCAUGGAUCGUCAACCAUAUGAAGAUAAACAAUGAAGAGGCUCAAGCAUUUGGCACAAUGUUAGUGGCAUAUGGGUACAUUUACCCUCUCCAGGACCACAAAAAGCUUGUGCUUAAACCAGAUGGCAGUUUGUACCGUUUUCAGACCCCCUAUUUUUGGCCUGUUCAGAAAUGGAGGGCUGAAGACACAGACUACGCUAUCUAUCUGGCAAAGAGGAACAUCCGCAAAAAAGGAAUGCUUAAUGUCAAUGAACAGGAGGAAUACAACAAACUCCACAAAUGGAUGAACCACAAAUGGGAUUUUAUCGUAAUGCAAGCUAAAGAGCAGUAUCAGGCUGGGAAGGAACGUAAGAAACCAGACAGAGUGGUGUUUGACUGUCAGGAGAGAGCCUACUGGAUAGUCCACAGACCUCCGCCACAGACUCACAGCGCCAUGGAUUAUGGCAUGGACCGUCAUAUUGACCCUAAUACAGAGGAGAAAGAAACCUGCGAGUACUACAGAAGAAUCAUCAUCUACACACAGCAAGCCGUUAUGAGGUCAAAGGUCAAGUCCUCAGUGUCUCUUGGAGCAUUUGUCAAGUACAUGACAACAUACAAGGAACACGACCCGUUCCUCGUCCCCUGCCUCCCUAGCAACCCCUGGCAAACUGAUGAUGACUUGUACUGGGAGCUAAACGUGUCAAAUGUUGACGUUCCAACAAAGAUGAGAGUUGAGCGCUGGUCCUUCAGUUUCUUUGAGUUGCUCAGUGACCCACGGGGCCGUGCAGACUUCAAGAUCUUCCUAAAAAAGGAAUUCAGUGGGGAGAACUUAGCUUUCUGGGAAGCUGCUGAAGAGAUGAAAUGGGACGCUGCAUCUUCUAUGUCAGAGAAGGCUGAGAGCAUUUUCAAAACUUUCUUGAUCCCUGGAGCACCACGCUGGAUCAACAUCGAUGGCAGGACGAUGGGUCUUACAGUUAAAGGAUUGGAACAUCCUCAUCGCUAUGUGCUGGAUGCUGCCCAGAACCACAUCUUCAUGCUGAUGAAAAAGGAUACAUUUUAUCGCUAUUUAAAGUCGCCAGUUUACAAGGACGUUCAGAAAAAGGCCAUUUCACCAGCACCACACAAUUUCACUGAUGCUCAACUAAAGCAGAACUCCAGGAACCGUAGGCCCAGCAUUCACCCUAUCGUCACCUGGCAACAGGAACAGGAAGAGAAAGCAAAGGCAGCAGCCGCGGCUGGACCGGUGGACCUUAAAAAGCUGAAAGAGAUGACCAGCAAACUAGAUCGCAAAUAGAAGGUUAAAAACCGUAGGUCAGGGAAGGAAAUGCUUUAUAGCAAGACUGUUAAAAGUAUACCAUUACAAAUGUUUAAUUAUUUUUGGGUGUUCAAGGUAAGGGCACUGAAUUGGUAAUGUAAAUAUGACGUGUGUAACUGAUCUAACUGGCAAAUAGUUCAAAAGUUACUGUCAUCGGUAUUCCUACAUAUAAAUUAUUUAUUUUCAUUGAAUUUGUCAAUAAAAUGUUUAAAUAUUGAUUAGAUAUGGAUGAAUGUGAUGUUAAAAAUUUCCUUUUUCAGAUCACAUUGGUUUCCAUUGAUUCUCUUCAUACCAUUUGACACACAACUUUCAUUUAAUGUGCAUCUACCACUUAUCCAUUUAUGGUGUGAAUAUGUUUUUGUGACAAGCAUAGGGGGACGAGGGCCGCGAGAGGAAACGGCGUGAUGCACCGGUCCUUGUUAUGCCCUACUUGUCAGUUUUGUAUGUGUAUAGUAGUAUGUUCUUAAAGAAUUGUUCUUAGUUCUUAAAGAAUUGCACAGGCAAUGUAUCUCUUCUACAGUAAAAAUAAAGUAACAAAAUAAAAAGCCA
This is a messenger RNA of Triplophysa dalaica, 2168 nucleotides long. RefSeq names its product regulator of G protein signaling 9a (gene rgs9a). The transcript is spliced from 18 exons. Gene Ontology annotation, biological process: G protein-coupled receptor signaling pathway; intracellular signal transduction; regulation of G protein-coupled receptor signaling pathway. The coding region runs from base 150 to 1598 and encodes 482 amino acids. NCBI's taxonomy places the organism in Eukaryota, Metazoa, Chordata, Actinopteri, Cypriniformes, Nemacheilidae. The record is from RefSeq and is a predicted model, not a curated record.